This is a messenger RNA of Miscanthus lutarioriparius, 2010 nucleotides long. Lineage: Eukaryota; Viridiplantae; Streptophyta; Magnoliopsida; Poales; Poaceae. The record is from the annotation of a GenBank genome assembly.
AUGGAGAGGGUUUCCGGCACAGAGUGCAGAGUGGGCAAGGCUGUUAUGAGCAACAAGGAGGAGGAGAAAGAAUGCCAAAUAACCAAAGAAGAGAAGGGACGGAAGAAGGGGAAGAAACAUAAGGACAAGGGUCGGGGUGGCGAUUGUGAGGGCAAGGCUGUUAUGAGCAACAAGGAGGAGAAAGACUGCCAAAUAACCAAAGAAGAGAAGGGAAGGAAGAAGGGGAAGAAGCAUAAGGACAAGGGUCGUGGUGGCGAUUGUGAUAGCUCAAUUCAUUCUGGUGACAGGAACCAUAGCAUUGAGAUGGAGCAAGCUGAUGUGUCAGCCACGAUGGCUGAAAACCCCUGCUUGGAGCAUGCAGAGGGUGCUAUGAGCAAAAGCUUUGUGAAGAAACAUAGGAAGAAAAAGAAGAAAGAUAAAGAGGUUGAAACUAAUGGCCAGACUCAGGUACUUGACGCUGAUGAAGAUGUUGGGUCAGAAGGUGUGGAGAGGAACAACGGAGAAAGAGAACAUGAUAGGAAGUCGAAGAAGCGCAAACGAAAGCAUCAGGAUGAUGAGACUGCCUCGAGUGGUUCUUCUGGUAAUAAAAUUGUUUUAGGGAAAGAUAAGAGGAGGAAAAAGGAGUGUUUAGUUACCUUGGACUUGGAAGAGGGCAAUAAAUCUGACAUGUCAAAGAUCGGGAAGAAGACAGAGAGCAAGAAAGAGAGGAGAAAGGAGAGAAAUAAUAUUGGUGUUGACCUAAGACAAAAUGCACCAGCUGGAGAGGGCAAGAAUGGUAAGGGUAUCAAAGAGAAAAAAGUGUGUGAGGAUGAGAAUGAUGGCGGUGAAAGAGAAAAAGAAAACAUGGCAAAGCGAAAGGACAAGGGUAGACGAGUGAGCUUCACUGAUGAUGUGGAGGUGUUUAAUAUAGGUGGCAGUGAUGAUGUAGAGGGUGAUGGGAGUGGUGAAACUGAACUUGUGCAUGGACGACGGUUUACCUCUGAGGAAGAUGCGAAGCUAAUGGAAGCCAUGGUGAAAUAUGCAGAGAUGAAGCAAUUAGGAGAGAAAGGGUUAGAGAUGAUUGGAGAUUGUAUUAAACAUCCAGAGCUCAGGGGUUGCUGGGUUGAAAUAGCAAAAUCAUUAUCUCAUAGACCCGCAAAAGCCGUAUACAAACGUGCACGGAUCUUACUUCAAAGGAGUGCUGAACGUAAAUGGACUGAAGAGGAGUACGAGAUAGUUCGACGAUUUGUUGAAAAGAAUGGCAGAAAUUGGAGGGUAUUAGCAAAAGAACUUGGAAAGAAUGAAAUCCAUGUAAAAGAUACUUGGAGACGAAUCAAGCCCAAAAAUUUGAAAAGAGGGCAUUGGACUCAGGAUGAGUACCAAAACUUAUUUGAUUUGGUAAAUUUGGACUUGCGUGUGAAAGCCCAUAAAAACUUCGAUCCUGGUCACCGUCGGAUAAGAGAUAACAUUUCUUGGGAGGCUAUCAGUGAUAAAUUAACCACUCGUAAUAACCACGACUGCUGCAAGAAGUGGUACCAGCAAUUAGCAUCACCACUGGUUAAAGAAGGAAUCUGGGCAGAUACAGAUGAUUAUCUGUUAGUGGAAGCGCUUCAAAAUGUUGAUGCUGUUUGUGUUGAAGAUGUUGACUGGGAGAACCUUCUUGAGCAUAGGUCUGGGGAGCUUUGCCGUCAAAGAUGGAACCAGAUGGUCCGCGUGAUCGGUGGCCACAGAGAUAAGCCUUUCAUUGAGCAAGUGGAAGUGCUUGCAAGGCGGUACUGCCCAGAAAUGCUUCCGUACAGGAAAUCAAAAGCAGCUGCCGGCGGCCGCCGCCUCGCCCCUUCCCAGCUGCUGCCACCUCCAGCUCCGCGGGAUUACGAAGAUAAACUCCUCCAAUGUUUAGUGUUGUCCUCCUACAUCAUCCUGUCUUUGCUCUACUACUGCUCUGGGAUGGAUUCGGCAGUUCUGGACCAGGACCAAGACCAACUAUACAGACGACUGUACUGCCCACUAGGACCAACUAGGCUCGACUAA